Humulus lupulus (European hop) is the source of this 2286-nucleotide messenger RNA. RefSeq lists its product as uncharacterized. Gene Ontology annotation, molecular function: aspartic-type endopeptidase activity. The record is from RefSeq and is a predicted model, not a curated record. The transcript has a single exon. Gene Ontology annotation, biological process: proteolysis. Lineage: Eukaryota; Viridiplantae; Streptophyta; Magnoliopsida; Rosales; Cannabaceae. Bases 1 to 2286 code for a protein of 761 amino acids.
AUGGGAAUUAUUAUUGAGAAAUCAAAGCUUUUAGCUGCUGGGAGUUUUGCACUGACUCGAAGAGUGCUUAAUUUUACUGUAUUAGUGGUGCUUUCAUUGCUUCUACUCAUCAUGAAGAAUGAAGAAAUCGCUGCUCUGCUUCAAUCCAUGGAGCUUAGCUUCAAGCAGUACUCAGAUGAACAAAUGGAGAAACAGUUUCAGAAAUUUUCCACUCUGUUGAAUCAACAUGCAACCCAGACUGAAGAACGUUUCGCCGCCAUUCCAUCUCCGCAUGGACCACCGUUGGAAGGAACUAGCAGUAUUCGGGGGGACGGCACGAAGGGGUCAAGUGAGCAAUUCACAGUGGCGCAAAGUCACGGAGACAUGCAUUCCAUUCUCAAAACUCUGAGAGUGAAGGUUCCACGUUUCGACGGUUCGAACGUGGAGGACUGGAUUUACAAGAUCACUAAGUUUUUUGACUUGCAUAAGGUGGACAAUGAGAUGAGGCUGGCUGUUGUCCCUUUCCAUUUAGAUGGAGCACCAUCCACUUGGUUUCAAUGGGUGGAAAAGGGGGGUUCAAUCACCGAUUGGGAUUCUUUUUUACAAGCUUUGGUUCAGCGCUUUGGCACUUCGAUCUACGACGAUCCUUUGGGGCGUAUCUCGAAAUUGACUCAGACGGGCCGAGUAUCACAGUACCGAGCUGAGUUUGAAGCAUUGAUGCCGCGUAUUACGGGGGUAGCUGAUGCGAUGUUUCUCAACUUCUUUGUGUGGGGUCUGAAGCUGGAAAUUCGCAGGGAACUUCUCCUUGCUAAACCGGUGGACUUAGCCGAUGCAAUGGCUAAGGCUCAACUAUUCGAAGAUCACCAUGAUGAUCUGGGUUUUCGUCAGCGUCCGGAGAUGAGCAAACAGGGAUGGCAACCACGAACAUACAGCACUCAACCAACGCAACACACCACGCCAACAUAUGCUCCGAAAACAAUCGCCCCAUAUCCAAACACAUUUGGCUCGGGUUCUCAACCCCCAGCGAGUACGCCUUCCCUACCGAUCAAGCGAUUAUCCCCAGCAGAACUUAAAGAACGCAGAGACAAAGGAUUAUGUUUCACGUGCGACGAGAAAUUCAGUUAUGGGCAUAAGUGUAAAAAUAGGAUGUUGAUUUUGUGUGCUCAGGAUGAGGAGGAAACGAAUUUGGAAACUGAAAGUACAGACCAGGACGGGCAUCAAUCUGAGGAGGCUGAAGUAAGUCUAAACACUUUAUCUAAUUCAUUGAACCCGCGGAUCUUCCGUAUUAUGGCCAAACACGGCACUGAAACAUUGGAGGUCCUUAUAGACACCGGUAGCAACAAUAAUAUCAUACAAGCAUCCUUGGCCGAGCGGUUGGCUUUGAAGUGGGAAGACACAACUCGUUUCAAAGUUUACAUGGGCAAUGGCAAUUUCUUAGUGUGUUCGAAGAUCUGUAUUGGAGUGGAAUUGCUUAUGCAGGGACACCAAUUCGUGGUAGAUUUGUACGUUCUACCAAUUUGUGGGCUGGAUAUUGUUUUAGGAAUGCAGUGGUUGCAAUCCUUGGGACCGUGUCUUCAUGACCAUAAGAACUUAACCAUGGAGUUUCAGUGGCAAGGCAGCACGGUUAAGUUGGAGGGGUCCAAAACAGCUGCUCCAAAUCAGCUUACAUUUACACAAUUUCAUGCCCUCAUUAGAGAAGGUGACAUUAAAGAUGUAUACAGACUGAUGGCAUUACAGAAGGAAGAUCCGCCAGCUUUGACAGACCUCCAAACCGUGGAAUCACAAUUUCCUAGCGAAGGUUUCGGCCUUCUUACCGAGUUUCAAGCUGUGUUCGCCGAGCCCACAUCUCUUCCGCCAUAUAGAAGCAUCGACCAUCGAAUUUUUUUGCAACCCGGUUCGAACCUAGUGAAGGUGCGGCCAUACAGAUACCCCCACUUUCAGAAAGACGUUAUGGAGCAGUUGGUUAAGGAGAUGAUUUCGUUUGGUUUCAUACGCCCAAGCACCAUCCCAUAUUCAUCUCUGGUCCUAUUGGUCAAGAAGAAAGAUGGUCUGUGGAGGUUUUGUGUGGAUUACCGAGCUCUCAACGGCAUAACAAUCAAAGAUCGCUUUCCCAUUCCGAAUAUCGAUGAGCUAUUAGAUGAAUUGGGUCACGCAAAGGUAUUCUCAAAACUAGAUCUCCGGGCAGGCUACCACCAAAUCCGGAUGGACCCUAGAGAUAUCCACAAGACCGCCUUCCGCACCCAUGAAGGACACUACGAGUUCGUCGUGAUGCCGUUUGGGCUUACAAAUGCCCCAUCCACAUUUUAG